Molecule: messenger RNA, 802 nt
Organism: Hemibagrus wyckioides
Lineage: Eukaryota; Metazoa; Chordata; Actinopteri; Siluriformes; Bagridae
Gene: oc90
Product: otoconin 90
Exons: 1
Coding region: 279-689 (136 amino acids)
Source: RefSeq, a predicted model, not a curated record
CAGUGCAUCCUUGCAACCCAAGCGGUGUGCACAUCUGUAGUUAUGUCACAGGUCUGAAUACAGAAUAUUCUGAAUAAAUACUGGAGCUGCUGAGAGAGUACACAGAGUUACGCUUAGGAGGCAGCUUGUGUAAUGUCUGGCCCCUAGUUAAGGUAGUUAAGAAAUUUACUUUAAAUAUAACAACUCACCAUAAUCUGUUGUGUUUCUCCGAUUUAGGUCUGGGAGUAAGUGUGUGUGAUCGGCUGCGGUGUGCGUGUGAUCGCACCACAGCCGAAUGCAUGGCAGCAUCUCAUUUCAACCACUCGGUCACCUCGCAAUGUUCUGGUCCCCGACCCUCCUGCAUGGGCAGACCACACCCAGAUCCACAAUCCACCAAUGCUGACUCCAGCCAGGAGAGUUCAGAAACUAAAUCAGAUCUACAAACACAUUCACAGCCACUGCAACGUCCGCAAACACAUGGCAAACCUGGAAACACUAAGCAGCAAGAAAGGGAAAAUGCAGGAAAAACGGAAAGAGAGAAAGAAGAAGAAGAAGAUGAAGAGAAAGAAGAAGAAGAAGAGAAAGAAGACAAAGAAGAAGAAGAGAAAGACGAAGAAGAAGAAGAGAAAGAAGACAAAGAAGAAGAAGAGAAAGAAGACAAAGAAAAAGGAAAAGAUGAAGAGGAAGGAGGAGAAGAUGAAGAAAGCUAGAAAUAUGAGUCAAAAUCACAUCCCAAAGUAUCUAGUGCACCAAAUAAACAAUACUGAUGGAUGCUCACACAUCCUGUCAGAAAGUAAAAGACAAGACUACACUAUCCAUACCA